Messenger RNA from Fundulus heteroclitus (mummichog), 6753 nucleotides. RefSeq names its product tripartite motif-containing protein 2. Lineage: Eukaryota; Metazoa; Chordata; Actinopteri; Cyprinodontiformes; Fundulidae. Gene Ontology annotation, molecular function: translation repressor activity; zinc ion binding; protein binding. The coding region runs from base 746 to 2761 and encodes 671 amino acids. Gene Ontology annotation, biological process: negative regulation of translation; proteasome-mediated ubiquitin-dependent protein catabolic process; protein polyubiquitination. The transcript is spliced from 14 exons. The record is from RefSeq and is a predicted model, not a curated record.
UCUUCUUUUUCCUGUGUCUGUCUCCUGAUUGGCUGCUCAAAGUGCAGCUUGCAUGAGCCCUCGUACGCCCCAGCCGCCCCUCCUCUGGCGUGGUGGUGCUGCUGCAAGCUGCUGGUGUUGCCGUGAUGAUGAUAUCCUCCCCCUCCUACUCACACACGCAGACCAGGAGGAGAGGAGAGGCAGCAAACAAGACGGUAUCAUGACGCGAUGGCUUCAGGCUGCAAAACAGACGCUCCCACUGAUCGCCUGGAAAACAGGGAAUCAGUGGAUUCACCCUCAGUCCUCUACGAAUGAAACCAGCUGCCUCGGUUUUCCAUGAAUCGUUCCUGAAGGGGAAACAGUCUGCUAGUCGUUGGUUUGGGUUCUGUUUCAAUGGAGCAAAAAGCUGCCUGGAACUAGAAGAAUAAUUUAGAUGGGACCCACACCGAGCCGUCAGGACUGUGGGACGGUGUAGCUACCCUCAGAUCCAUAGAAGGAUGAAGUCGAAUCGCCUCGCUGACUGAAACCAAUCAAAAAGAGAGGACCAGGACAGGUCUUUUUGGACCCAGAAUGUGCAAACUGUCUCUACUUGAGGGGGUUUCUCCAUUCUCCUGAAUGAACGAUGGAGUAAACAGCCAAGAGACUCAGGAUACCUAAGCAACCCCUCUGCAAACCAACGCAGGGAACCCUGAAGGCGAAGCUCCUUCCUCCGGCUGCGGUGAGGAACGAGGACCGCCCACCACCACCACCAGGCCGCCGCUCGCACAUGGAGGCCCACCAACACUCCCCAGACAGCAGCAGCGAGGAGUGCACCGUCCUGGAGGCCACGCCCAGCAAGAACACCUGUCUGCAGCAUGCAGGGAAGGUGGCUGACCUGUACUGCGGCGCCUGUGAGUGCGCGCUGUGUGAGGACUGCCUGCCGGCCCACGAGGAUCACCCCAAGGUGGCGCUCAGCCAAGCCCUGGAGCAGCACCGGAGCCGGCUGCAGGAGAAACUCGGGGCCGUCCAGAGCCGACUCCCCCAGAUCUCAGAUGCUCUGUCCUUCGUUAAGGAGAUCCUCCAGCAGCUGACCAAUCAGAGAGCUUCCAUCGAAGAGGACAUCCAGUCCAGCUUCGAGGACCUGCACAAGCAGCUGGACGUCCGAAAGAGCGUCCUCCUGAUGGAGCUCGAAGUCACAUAUGGGCUCAAGCAAAAGGUGCUCCAAGCUCAGAUAGACAACCUGACCCGUGGAGACGGGGACAUUACGGCCGCCUGUACCCAGACGGAGGAAGCUCUGGCUGAGGAGGCGAGCGUGGCGACCCUGGAGGUGGAGCAUGAGCUGGAGGAGAGGCUGAAGGAGCUGGCUAUCCUCAGGAUGCCGUGCCAGCCGGAGGAGAACGACCAGCUGGACCUGGUGAUGGAGACAGACGGGCUGAGAAAAUCCAUUCAUAACUUGGGGACCAUUGUAACAACAAGCGCUGUGGCAAGUCAGAGUGAAGCCAUGGGUACCGGCUUGGAGCAGUGCAUUGUGGGACAUCCUGCUUCGGUUACUAUAGUGACAAGAGACAAGUCAGGCGGAGCCUGCAAGAGCGGCAACGCCAUCUUAUCUGCAGAGGUAUUCACCCCUGAUGGCAGCAUCGUCGACGGUGAGAUAGUAGACCACAAGAACGGUACCUACGAGUUUGUUUACACGGUGCCCAAGGAGGGCGACUUCUCCCUGGCUCUCCGUCUGUACGACCAGCACAUCAAAGGAAGUCCCUUCAAGCUGACCAUCGCCAAGGCGUCAGAGGUGGAGGUCGAGGUGUCUCCAUCCACCACAACAGCGACUAACUCAGCAGCCAACGCCACCCCAUCAACGGGCUCCUCCGACGGGACAAAGAGGCGAGGAAAGUCUCCCGGCCAGAAGAAGAAAGGCUCCAAGAGGGCCAGCAGCGCUCUGGGCACACCGCGACGAAAAACUCAGAAUCCCAUCGAGGACGAUCUCAUCUUCAAGAUCGGAACUAAAGGUAGAAAUAAAGGCGAGUUCACCAACCUUCAAGGCGUAGCUGCGUCCUCCACCGGCAGGAUUCUGAUAGCUGACAGCAACAAUCAGUGUGUUCAGAUUUUCUCGAAUGAGGGGGAGUUUAAGAGCCGCUUCGGGGUCCGUGGACGGUCUCCCGGCCAGCUGCAGCGCCCGACGGGAGUAGCCGUGCACCCCAGCGGCGACAUCAUCAUCGCCGACUACGAUAACAAGUGGGUCAGCAUCUUCACCUGCGAGGGCAAGUUCAAGGCCAAACUGGGCUCCGGGAGACUGAUGGGGCCAAAAGGCGUGUCCGUGGACCAAAAUGGUCACGUGAUCGUCGUUGACAACAAGGCGUGUACAGUCUUCAUCUUCCAGCUGAGCGGCAAGCUGAUCACUAAGUUUGGGAGUCGAGGCAAUGGUGACAAGCAGUUUGCAGGGCCACACUUUGCGGCGGUGAACAAGAACAAUGAGAUCAUCGUCACGGACUUUCACAACCACUCUGUCAAGGUUUUUACCGCUGAGGGAGAGCUGGUGUUAAAGUUUGGCUCCAACGGGGAAGGUAACGGCCAGUUCAACGCUCCCACUGGUGUAGCUGUGGACGUCAACGGGAACAUCAUUGUAGCUGACUGGGGCAACAGCAGAAUACAGGUUUUUGACGGCAGUGGCUCCUUCCUGUCCUACAUCAACACAUCCGCAGACCCCUUGUACGGACCACAAGGUCUGGCGCUGACCUCGGACGGACACGUGGUGGUCGCCGACUCUGGUAACCAUUGCUUCAAAGUCUACCGCUACCUACAAUGAUAAAGACUAAGCCUGGAUCAGUGAAGAAGAAGAAGAAGAAGAAGAAGAAGUAGGAGAGACGAACGAGUAGGGCAGUGGUGAGAGGGAAAAGCUCCAGCUUACAAAAUUUUAUUCCAUCUAUCAUUGCAUGACCCAGUCCUGAUGGAUGAACUGAAGACAAAGAAAAGCCAAGGAAGACGAUCGGCCUUCCUCCUUGCAUUAUCUGAACUUCAGAGGAGACGUGUGAUUUUUUUUUGUGGCUGCGAUGGGGCACGAAGGAAUGAAGCCUCCUUUGGAAAUGUAUUUCUGCAGAAUGGGAGUGAUGCAAACUGUGAAACGAUGGAUUCCUAUUUUUAAAGAUGUCUGCCCUCACCUGGAGCAGUCUGGAAAAGAUGGACCGGUUAAGUAUUGAAUGCAAGUGAAAGAGAAAUGGUUGCAGAAUAGGAUGAAGACCAUUGUCUCUGGGAAGCCACUGCAUCUUAAAACUAUAAUGUUGUGAAUGUUGGACUGGCGCAAACACAGAUGUUGAGGUCAUUUGGUGAGAAUGAUUUGGAUUGCCGAUUGUUUUAGAUUGUUCUGCCUUGAUAUACUGUAUGUAAAAGACAAAAUAAUGUCCAGUGAGGUAAAAGGGGUCCAUAGCUAUGACUUUUUUGUUUUGUUUUCCCAGAUAAAUACAAAUACUUUUCAGCUUAGACUGUCCUCAAGCGAAGAAGUCAGCUUUAACUGGUCUUGCUUUCAGUGGAGGUAUGAUGGGAAAUGUGAGUAUCUGAGAAAACAUAGACUCUGUGAGAAUACGGCCAUCAAGCAGACUAAAGGUGAAGCUCAAUGCUCUAAGCUGGUUGAGAGGCAUUAGGUAAAAUUAUCCUCUGGCAUGCACCUCUUUUAUCUUCAUGUACAUUUUUCUGAACAUAGGGGCUGUGUCCAUAUUCAGGGGCCGCAUCCUUCGUAGGCUGGUUAGGACAAGUGCACCCUUCCUUUCCCAGAUUUAAGGGAUGAAUCUGGUGUAUCCUUCGCAGCCCAAAAUUAACUUUUAAGAUGUUUUUAGACAAGAGUGUACCCAUGUAAAACUCAAAUAUCUGCUCGGUUCAGGAAGAUAUCCCUUUUAUUGCUAAAAGUGCUCCGACGUUUUCAGAGAUGUCCGUUCCUGCUGCGGUAACAGCCUGCUUGCCUCCCCAGCCGGUUGUUUUUAACAGCAUCACUGCUUCUCUGUGCUUCCAAUGUCACGGUUGCUAGAUCACAGCAGUUAUGCUAAAAGUGGGACACGCUGGUGAAAACUGGACAGCCUAAUGUCACAGCCACUUCCAGCCUAUCCGGUCUCCGUGGCCUUCGAAGGACCCGGCUUACAUAGGCCGAGACUUUCUUAAGAUGCAGCCCCUGGGUUUCGGACGCAGCUAUGGAUUGUUUUAAUAAUGGAAUGUUAUUUAUUAUUUUCCCCUCCCUCCUUUAAAAAUCUUGAAUAAUAGCCUCAUCAUUGCAAAACAACAGCUUGAAACUAAUUCUGAUUGUCUGAAUUGUCGAAUGGGCUGAUGUACCAAGAGCGUCGUCUCUGUGCUUGGUGUGUGUGUGUGUGUGCUUGUAUAUUACACAGGGGAACGCGAAAGCUCUAUAAAAAUACAAUUAUAUAUUUGUGAGAACAUCUUUAACACUAUCUGGUGAAAUCAACUUCUUCUGCUCAUUGUCUUGGCAACUGUAAAGAGAAGGCGGGGCUUCUGGAAUGUUCAUAUCUGGGUUCUCCAUUGAUGUUCGCGCUUCUAGGAUGCGUUCAGAGUUUUGUCGUCAAACUGUGCAACGUCACAGGUCCUCUCAUUGGGAAAACAAUACCUCAGUGUUGGAGAAGCAUGCUCAUGCUGUCACUGCAUGCUUCCAUUCAAGCAUUUAGGAUUACCAUGAAGUCAAGUUGCCUUCCAGUCAAACAGUGAGGAUUGUCCCUUUGGAUGCACCAAACGUGUAGAGCAUUCAGUCGCAGUAUGCUGCAGAAUUUACAGCCCAUAACUUGGUCUUACGGUUUAAAAUAGGUGUAGUGGGGAAUAACCCACUGGUCGACGGUCACAAGGCCUGUUCCCCUUUACCAGACUGCAUUCUGCUGACUUUGCAUCAUUAACUUACAUAGGGCUUUUUUUUUUUUUUUUUUUUUUGUUAGGAGACAACGCUAUCAAUGCUUGGAUUUUGCAUGCAAUAAUUAUACAGAUUUUCCAGUUUUCGUCUUGAUCUUUAAUUAAGUUGCAAACUUCAUUGAACUAGAUCUCUGUGUUGGAAACCUAACAAUUGAGAGGAAGCCGUACAAAACAGCACAUUUACUUUUUACUGUAGCGCCAUAGGCUUAUCAGUGUUGGAACUUAUGUUUUCCCAUCUGGAUAAAGACAGUAUUUCUACUUCAUCGUUCUUUAGUUCUUGUCCAAACAGCACCUGCUGCACGUACCAUGAUGAAAAUAAACAGAUUUUGGUUAUAUUGUUAUGAAAGUCAUCUUCCAGCGAGGUAUCCAUACUUCUCAAAGUGAUAACCAAUUUAUUUGAGACCUUCAAGACAUUAUAUUUUGAAACAAUGCAUUAGAAACAUAAAUACAGUUCUGUUUAUGUUGUACACUUCCAUAAACUUCCUCAAGAUGGUAUCAGAGAGUAACCAUGAUAAAUCAACAGUAAAUCCACUGCUAUUGUGUUGAUUUUUUUUAAAAUAUCUAUCCACUUUAAGCCUCUGCUCUCACACAUGGUAUUUCCAGUUCUUCUGGAGGUGUAUUGCUCUGUCAUUGGCCUGUAGCUACGAUGCUAACCCUAAUUUACACUAUUUGAUGAGAACAUUUACAGUCACAUUAGCGCAGAGCAUUAAACAACAAUACACUGCUAAGGACUGGAGGAACAUCCUUCAAGGCUUGUACCAUGGCUCAUAAACAGAUAGGAUGACGUUUAAACUAUUCCAAAUAAGUUGAAAAUAUCAAGUUGUUACCCCAGUCAAGUCCAGGAUAAACUAUCCUCCUAACCUAUGAGUUCCGCUUAUUAUUCAUUAUUAUUUAAUUAGUCUUUUGACCUUGCUGUUUGAUUGUUUUUUUUUCCACCAUGUGCAUUGAAAUUCUUAAGUGCCCGUGUUCUUUUUAUACAUUUCAUCGAUAGGUCUGAAUAAAAACGUGAUUGUCUCGGCUUUUGUAGUUGGAAUAAUUGUGCAGCCCUAUUUAUUUAUUUAUUUACUUAUUUAUUUAUUUAUUAAAACAAAGUUGUCAUGUUUUAGAGAAACAACACAAAAGCUAGCCAGUGUGUGGAAACAAAUGACCGUUGCACUUUUUAACUGAGACCAGUGGACGAAUUAAGCGCACAGCUAGUAGGUAAACAUUUACUGCAGCUCACUGGUUAAAAUCUGUGUUGUCCAGCUUUCGAUUACAAGUAAAACUCAUUCAACAACGCUAAUUAGAUCGUGGCUUUUCAGUCCACUGGCAUUCGAUCUAAAUGUUUACUACAACCAUCAGACAGCUGCAUGUUCAACAGGAGAAGUAGACUAAAAUUAACAUUCUCAUCGGUCUAUAUUGUUUGUUUUUGUUCUAUUUUAUGCUGAUUUUCAGUUUGCUGUUACUGAACUCUCUGAUUGUUAGCAACCAAAAGUGCUGCUUGGUUUUUAUCUCUCGUUGAGCUGGGUUUAGUUUUUUUUUUUUCCUUGAUAAUGAUGGUGUUAACAAAAUUAAGCUAUUUCCUAAUUUAGACCUUGUUUGCUGGAUAUUCAGCCUUAUUGUGUGUAAAUAGUGAAUGUGGGUAAAAUGAUGGCAUAAUUUCAUCAUCUUGAUUUGAAAUUCACAGCUUGGAUGAAAUGCGUCAGUAACAAAUGUGUGUUUGAUGAAAGCUUAGAGGUGAUUGGUUAAUUCCCCAGUGGAAACCCUGACUGUGAGACCGUCUCCCGCUUCAUGUACUGUUAUUGCCUGCUCCUACUCUCUUGGUGAUUUUACUGUCUGUCGUGUCUGUUCAUGUUUAAGGCCCACCUCUGAAUAUUCACACACACUCAACACUGAAAUAAAACACUGAUUCCUCUGUCA